AAGCUUACUCGUCUUGCUCUCGUCGACAGACACCGAUUGCCUUUUUUCCACCGUAAUCUUCAAAGCAUCCUCCGAUCAAAAAAAGCAAAACUCUUUUCAGGAGAUCUUGAAUUCCUCAUUACAGAGAGAGAUAUAGAGAGAGAGAGGAGUAUGGAGGUAUGAGAGGGGUGGGAGAUGGCGAGGGGAGGAGGAGAAUACAACAACAACAACAACGGAGGAGGAGGAGGAGGAGGAGUUCUUCUUCUCUCGUACAAAAGAAUCACUCUGCUCGUUUGCCUUUUCAACAUCCUCAUCGCUCUCUUUGUUCUUCGCUUUCUCUACGCUUCUUCUCUCCACAUUUUUCCCAAUCACGACAAUGGUGUUAAGUACACAGCAGAUGAGAUUAGGAGAAUGGAGGAAUCGGUUCGGAUUCGAAGAUCUAAAGAACCUGUUGAGCUUGUUAGAUUGGUGAAGAAGAUGAAACAUGAGGUGGCCAUUGCAGAGUCAAGUGUUGAGCUGUCUCCUAGUGUAAAAGGCAAACUAAUCGAUGAGAUCUUGGAGCGUUUGAGAAGGUUGGAGGAGAAGUCUAACGUUACCCUUCUCAGAGAAGCUGUAGAAACGUGGCGCAGUGAGAAGCUGAAGGAAGCUAAAGAGCAGCUGAUUCAAGAGAAAAAUGGAGUAAAUUCCACCAUGAUACAGGAGGAAGCAGGGAUGCUUGUAAGAGCUUUGGAGUUGGAGUGGGAUGUGCUGUCGGAAGAGAUUGGUCUUUGGUUACCUGCUGAGGUUCACAAUGAAGUGCACGAUGAUAAACCCGAAGGAGAGGAAGAGCCUGAGGAGGUAUUAGCAGGAAGACCAGUGCCAGCUGUAUGUAAUGCAGAGCUUCACACAGAUUAUGGUGGUGCUGCAGUGAGAUGGGGACUUACACAUCAUAAAGAGAGUGCAGCUGAUUGUUGCCAAGCUUGCUUAGACCAGGCAAAGCGCGCAAGACCUGGAGAAAUGAGAUGCAACAUUUGGGUUUAUUGCCCAUCUGAGUUUGGUUGCUAUUCUCCAGAUAUUUAUCAGCAUAAACAUCAGGAAUGUUGGCUCAAAUACGCAGAGCAGCCAAAAGAGAAUUUUAAAGACAGAUAUUCGGAAUCAUACAGAAAUAACCACCCAAAGGCGCCUACUAUCGUUCCAUGGGUUUCAGGUGUUAUAACGGCUCGACAAUAAACCUUUGUUGACAGGACUGUAUGAUGGGACGAUAGGAGAGAGAUAGUUUUUGGUUAUUUCAUGUUGUGUUACCAUUUUUCUGAGUCUUGAAAGAUAAAGUUACCGGACCAAGAUGCUAACAUCUUUUGGUCAGUUGUAUACACGAGAAUAGAAUGUUUAUCUUGUGUGGUUUCUUAAAUUCGUUUGUUUGUAUUUUGAAACACAUGGGGCUUACAACACCAUAUGGUCGAAGUCUAAUAUUGGGAUCAUGAGUAUGUUUUUGUCCAA
This is a messenger RNA of Raphanus sativus (radish), 1455 nucleotides long. RefSeq lists its product as uncharacterized. The record is from RefSeq and is a predicted model, not a curated record. NCBI's taxonomy places the organism in Eukaryota, Viridiplantae, Streptophyta, Magnoliopsida, Brassicales, Brassicaceae. The transcript has 7 exons. Bases 175 to 1188 code for a protein of 337 amino acids.